Pteronotus mesoamericanus is the source of this 1359-nucleotide messenger RNA. RefSeq names its product potassium two pore domain channel subfamily K member 2 (gene KCNK2). NCBI's taxonomy places the organism in Eukaryota, Metazoa, Chordata, Mammalia, Chiroptera, Mormoopidae. The transcript has 8 exons. Gene Ontology annotation, molecular function: potassium ion leak channel activity; outward rectifier potassium channel activity. Gene Ontology annotation, biological process: potassium ion transmembrane transport; stabilization of membrane potential. Bases 1 to 1359 code for a protein of 452 amino acids. The record is from RefSeq and is a predicted model, not a curated record. Gene Ontology annotation, cellular component: plasma membrane.
AUGCUUCCCAGCGCCUCGCGGGAGAGAGCCGGCUAUAGAGCAGGAGGCAGUGGUGCUGAAAAAGGCUCGUUUCUCGUCGUACUGAGUCGUCCAUUGACCCCGGGAUCAGAGCGAAGAAGACACAUGGCGGCACCUGACUUGCUGGAUCCAAAAUCUGCUGCUCAGAACUCCAAACCGAGGCUCUCAUUUUCCACGAAACCCACAGUGCUUGCUUCUCGAGUGGAGAGUGACACGACCAUUAAUGUUAUGAAAUGGAAGACGGUCUCGACGAUUUUCCUGGUGGUUGUCCUCUACCUGAUCAUUGGAGCCACCGUGUUCAAAGCGUUGGAGCAGCCUCACGAGAUCUCACAGAGAACCACCAUUGUGAUCCAGAAGCAAACGUUCAUUUCCCAACACUCCUGUGUCAAUUCGACUGAGCUGGACGAACUCAUCCAGCAAAUAGUGGCAGCAAUAAAUGCAGGGAUUAUACCGUUAGGAAACACCUCCAAUCAAAUCAGUCACUGGGACUUGGGAAGUUCCUUCUUCUUUGCUGGCACUGUUAUUACAACCAUAGGGUUUGGAAACAUCUCACCUCGAACGGAAGGGGGAAAAAUAUUCUGUAUCAUCUAUGCCUUACUGGGAAUUCCCCUCUUCGGUUUUUUGUUGGCUGGAGUUGGAGAUCAACUAGGGACCAUAUUUGGAAAAGGAAUUGCAAAAGUGGAAGAUACGUUCAUUAAGUGGAAUGUUAGUCAGACCAAGAUUCGCAUCAUCUCAACAAUCAUAUUUAUACUGUUUGGCUGCGUGCUCUUUGUUGCUCUGCCCGCAAUCAUAUUCAAGCACAUAGAAGGCUGGAGUGCCCUGGACGCCAUUUAUUUUGUGGUUAUCACUUUAACGACCAUUGGAUUUGGUGACUAUGUUGCAGGUGGAUCGGACAUUGAAUAUCUAGACCUCUACAAGCCUGUCGUGUGGUUUUGGAUCCUCGUGGGACUUGCUUACUUUGCUGCCGUCCUGAGCAUGAUUGGAGACUGGCUCCGCGUGAUAUCGAAAAAGACGAAGGAGGAGGUGGGAGAGUUCAGAGCCCAUGCUGCUGAGUGGACAGCCAACGUCACGGCCGAGUUCAAGGAAACCAGGAGGCGGCUGAGCGUGGAGAUUUAUGACAAGUUUCAGCGCGCCACCUCCAUUAAGCGGAAGCUCUCCGCAGAACUGGCCGGGAACCACAACCAGGAGCUGACACCUUGUAGGAGGACCCUGUCCGUGAACCACCUAGCCAGCGAGAGGGAUGUCUUGCCUCCUUUACUGAAAACUGAAAGUAUCUAUUUGAAUGGAUUGACGCCACACUGUGCAGGCGAGGAGAUUGCUGUUAUUGAGAAUAUUAAGUAG